AUGACCACAGAUCCGUUACCGAUGGUUCGAAGUCGAGUAGAGGGGAUGUUGAAGGAUAUCGAUGCAAAAUACGCCGGAAUGAUCCAGAGCACCGCUACACAGGGUGUACGUAAGGCUUACCAGCUCCAGUUACACAUCCGUGAAUCCACUUCUAAUGGCGUGCAAAUUAUUCGUGGUAUUCGUGCAUGUGAUGUAUCCCCAUAUGCUACCACUGGCGCUCGUAUUGAUCCUUCAACCGGUCUUCCGCGUCAUUCCAAUGAUGGGCAAGCGGUGCUAAGCGGUCUGUAUCAGCGUCUUCGCGGUAAUCGGCAGCAUCGUAGAUCUUUUCUCACUAGUGUCCUAAGGUAUGUUGUGUUCUGUAAUGUUGCACGUUAUUUCUAG
Cooperia oncophora is the source of this 381-nucleotide messenger RNA. The record is from the annotation of a GenBank genome assembly. NCBI's taxonomy places the organism in Eukaryota, Metazoa, Nematoda, Chromadorea, Rhabditida, Trichostrongylidae.